Messenger RNA from Podarcis lilfordi (Lilford's wall lizard), 3416 nucleotides. The record is from the annotation of a GenBank genome assembly. Lineage: Eukaryota; Metazoa; Chordata; Lepidosauria; Squamata; Lacertidae.
GAAGUGGGGGGAGGGGGCGGCCGGAGGCUAUAUGAGGGCGGCCGGGGCUCGCCGGGCUCGGAGCUCUUCGGCAGCAAGAUGUGGAGCAAAGUGGCCCGCGCGCCCGCCGUGGCGCUGCUCUUGGCCGCCGGCGCGACGGCCGGAUUCACCUAUUCCCGCUCGGACCCGCCGGUCCUGCCCGUCGUCGAGGCGGCGGAGAAGCGGCGGAAGGUGAGGCCGGGCGGGGCGGAGCGUCUACCGCCGCAAGGCAGACUCCCGGGGAGGGGAGAGACUUGGACGGGGAGGCGGAUAAGGCGCUUCUGCGCCACCUCCGACCUUCCUUCCCCCGCAAAAGAGUCAGUUCCCGUUACUGGGGACGCGCAGGAGCGGGGAGAGGGGCGGUUGCUCUGCUCGGGUGUCCUUGCGGGAGAAAGGAGACCCUGGGCUGGGGGCCCACUGGUCUCCUCCUGCUGGGGGGGGGGGACUGGCCACCCGCUGCCUCUCGGGGGCUCCGGACGGGUCCUUUGGCAGGGAGGCCGCAGGACGUCGCGGCGGGAGCCCCCUCCAGGCACCGGGCAGGCGUCGGUCCGGGAGGGGCGCCCAGAGGCAGGGGCAGCCCUGCCGCCGCCCUUUUGGGGAGGAAGGGGGCGGGCCGGGGUGGGGCGCUGCCUCGACGCCGCCGGGCAGGGCGGGUUCUGCGGCCCCGAAGGCUGAGCCAGCAGCGCCCGGAUGCCCCCUCCGUGCGCGCGCGCCCGGGGCUGCCCCUUCUGGGACAGAGAGAGAGACGGAGAGGGGUCCUAGGCGGCGAGGCGCGCCCACUUCGCCUUCAGGCCGCAGCCACGAAAGUUUCUACCCAUCCCGCUUGGGAUUUAGCGCUAGGAGCAGUUUCAGACGCGGAGCCCUCACCCGCCCCGUCGGGGGCAGAAGUGAGGAAUCGGGGCCUGAGGGCUGAGCCCCCCAAACCAGCCUCGGGCCGCUUCAUUUCUUGGGCCAGGGCCCCUGACUGCACGUGGCCGUCUAGUCCACCACCCCGGGAGGAAGGUCUGGGGGUUCCGGGAAGUCUCCCCCCUGCUGACCCUCCUCUUUCCCUCCUUAGCCCUCCUCGCCAGCCCAGAGCUCCCUGGCCGGCACGUGGGUCAACGAGCUGGGCUCCAAGAUGGUCCUCAACCCUCCCGACGACUCCGGCCAGUUCACAGGCUCCUACCUGACGGCCGUCUCCGCAGCCCAGAAGCCCAUUCGGGUGUCUCCGCUCGUGGGCGCCCAGCACGACCCGAAGGGGGCCGAGGAGGAGUACACCUUUGGCUUCCUGGUCAACUGGUCGUUUUCAGGUAAGGACCCCUCCCCGCUUUCCAGGGUGGGCUGGGGCCGCUGAAGGUAGGACUGGUGGGGUGGGGGGCAGCUUCAGCAUCCCCAUGGCGGAUCAGGGGGUUUCCUUUAUUUCACAGGCUGAUAAUUUAGAUCCUGCCCAUGUCUGCAUCACUCAGGCAUCUUGUUAUGUUUUAAUUAUUACACUGCAUAAAUUAUUACACUGCAUAAAAGUCCUCAAUGUUGUACUUGGCCCAGAGAUCUUUGGAUAAAGGGCUGUGUAUAAACUUGAAUAAAUGAUUACAACAAUAAUGAUUUCUGGGACAGAGGAAGCUGACUUUAUUGUGCUGAAGCCACUGAAAUCCUGCUUAUACGCCAAUAAAGGUUUGAGAAGUAGAACUGGAGUCAGAGCGCUGGUCCAUCUAGCUCAGUAUUGUCCACACUGACUGGCAGCAACGCCUCUCCAGGGUUCUAGAGUCUGCCCCAUCCCUCCCUGGAGAUGCCGCUGGGGGUUGAGUCUGGGACCUUCUACAUGCCAAGCAGGUGGCCUCUCCUGAGCCACAGUCCAUUGUUGGGGGAAAGGUGGACUGCAAAUCCAGAGGGCAACAGUGUGAGGACUUUCGCUUUGGCACUUUUGUCCUUGUUGUUCUGAUUUAUUACCUGCCCUUCUCCCUUAAGAUCCCACGGUGGCUCACAACAAUCUAAGCUAACAUAUUUUUUAAAGUCUCAAACUUGUUAAUUGAUAGGUCAAUGUUUGGGUCUGAUUGUUCCAGAGGAGCUGCUGAGCUCACCUCUGUUGGAUGGGAUUCUUGUAGGACUUGGAGUUGCCAGCCUUCGCUGCAGCCAGGCAGGGAGCCCCAAGGGGCCGGGGGGGGAGCUUGACCUCCCCAAGGCAAUUCUGCCUGGCCUCCCUGUUCCCUGGCCAUAACUCCGCUCCCACCCCCCUCUGUCCUCCCCAGACUCCAUCGCUGCAUUUGCGGGGCAGCGCUUUGUGGAUGCCGAAGGGAAGGAGACCCUGGAGACAACUUGGCUGCUGCGGCAGAAGGUGGAAUCCCAUGGCGAUGACUGGGAGGCCACUCGGUAAGCGGAAAGGAGCAGCUCUCGACGGGGGCCUUCUCUGGGGUUCUCCCACCUGCCCCCAGCCCGCGCCAUCAUACGCCUGGUGCUGCUUUCAGGUGCAUUUCCACAACACACUCAGCUGGAGCUGCACCUGACCCACUCUUCCCCCCCCCCUCCAGGGGAUACAAUUUCCCUCUUGCCAAGCAAGGACAGUAAGAACCAGCGUAGGUGCAAAACCUCUGCUUGGAGGCUCUGUGGUGCUUGCAGGAGGGUGAUGCUGCCACACUGCUCCCUUGGGGGACAUCAUCUUAUGUCUGGGGGCAGCCAGGGGAAGCCCCCACCCGGCCACCAUGGGAGGACUUUGGAAAAUGCCCCUGGGGCAGGUGACAACCACAAGGACCAAGGGGGGUUCGUGGGGGCCAUGCACGACAUCAGCCCCACUCAGAGCCGGGCAAGCACAAGGAGCAGCCUCAGCCUCACUCUGUCUCUUUGCAGGGUUGGCAGGAACGUCUUCACACGAGCAGCAUAACGGGAUCCGAGAGACUCGCUUGCUGCCGCGGCUGCUCUCCCAUCUACCACCUGCAGGAAGAGGGCUUCCCUUUCCCUUCUUGAUUAAACAUUUAUAGAGAUUAUUUCUUCUACAAAAAGACACCAUGGCUGCGACAGGCCCCCGCCCUCCCUCCCCAGCAAGGGAAGAGCAAGCUCUGGAGGCUCUGACCUGAACGGACGAACUCAAGUGACAAGGAAGGAGAUUCCAACUAAACAUCGGUUAGAGGGAAGUCAAAAAACACAUCAAAACCAGUUUAGAGAAUCAGAUUAAAUAGAGAUGAAAAGUACAAAUAUGAAGGUAAUGUCUUUCUAGAAACUGUAUGUAUAGAAUAUUUAAAUUGUGGUUUGUACUCCUUAAAUGAUUGUAUUGAACAGUUUUUUAUUUUUCUUUCUUUUCUUCUUUUUUGUUUUUCUUUUAAUCGCUAUGCAUAUUUUAAUCUGCAUUUUGAUUUAGAUUUUGGACUGUUGUUGCCGAUUGUCUUUUUUAUUUGCAAAAUUAAUAAAGCAUUAAAACAAAAAAUAAA